ACCUGUGGGAGGAGUGUGAGUGUCGCUAGCCUAUAUGUGUUUCCCUCGCUAUCGAACCAUGGAUUCGUGUUUAUGUGCAGUGUGAUCCCGUGAUAAGAGCCAAGAUGAAGACAGAUAAAGUUGGCAAGCGCACGGCAGUGUUUCAAGUGUCGAGGGUUCUCUGGCACCUGGACAUCUUCCGACGGAGUUUCCGUGAACUGAACGGACACGCGUGUAUGGCAGAAGCUUGCAUCUUCUGCGCUCUUAAGGAACUCUUCUCUCAGCUACAGUACAGCCAUGAGUCCGCGCUGCCGCCCGACGCCCUCCGCCGCGCCCUCGCCCAGACCUUCUACAACCAGCAGCGCUUCCAGCUGGGCUUCAUGGACGACGCCGCCGAGUGCUUCGAGAACAUUCUGCUGCGGAUCCACUUCCACAUCGCCAGCGGGGAGGCCGAGGACAUGUGCAACGCGCGCCACUGCAUUCCGCACCAGCGCUUCGCCAUGACGCUGGUCGAGCAGAGCGUCUGCGGCGACUGCGGGGCCACGUCCGAGCCGCUGCCCUUCACGCAGAUGGUGCACUACGUGUCGGCCUCGGCGCUCACCGCACAGGCCAGGCAGAUGCAGGACCCCGCCGUGUCGGGCUCGCAGCCGCAGGUCUCCCUCGACAUGUUCGGCCAGCUCCUGAAGAAGGCCGGCGGCAUGGGGGACAUCAGAGAUUGCCCUAGCGCCUGCGGGGCCAAAAUACAGAUCUGCCGGACGCUGAUGAACCGGCCCGAGAUCGUGUCCAUCGGCGUGGUGUGGGACUCAGAGCGGCCGACGCUGGAGCACAUCAUGGCCGUGUUCGCCACCGUGGGCACGACGCUGCGACUCCGCGACGUGUUCCAGAGUGUUGUGGACGACCGCUGGGCUCAGCACACGCAACACCAGCUGGUCGGAGUUGUCACCUACUACGGAAAGCAUUACUCCACCUUCUUUUAUCACACGAAGCUCCGAGUGUGGAUAUACUUCGACGAUGCGACAGUACGAGAAAUAGGGCCGCACUGGGAGCAGGUCGUCGACAAGUGUCGUCGCGGCCACUUUCAGCCCCUCCUGCUGCUCUAUGCCAAUCCCAGUGGCACGCCCGUGCCCGUCGACACAGCCCCACGGACGGUGUCCCUCGUGCCGGGCCACCGGACCAGCAACCGGGCAGCGCAGCCUCCCCAUAAAGGCUCGGCGGCCGGGGAGCCCUACUCGCAGGCCACGACCCGCCGCGCCGUCACGCCCAACCCCGAGAAGUGCGUGGACGUGAGCGGGCCGACGCCGCGGCGCGCCAUCACGCCCAGCCCCGAGGUGGCGGCCCAGCGCGACGGCCACCGCGACUACCAGAACAUCCACACCGUGACGCAGGUGUACCAGGACGGCGCCGGCGAGGCUCACAGCGACGACGUGUUCGACCAGGGCACGUCCAACUACCGGCGGCAGCUGGAGAGCAUCAAACAGAGCGGCUCCGUGCUGCCGAACAAGCCCAGCAUCCCCGGCCGCGGCAGACUCGACUCCGACGACUCCGUCUACGCCGGCAGGAGGAACGACUCGCAGCGGCAGGAGCGCCAGCGGUCCGUCAGCUGCAGCGGCAGCGGCUACAAUCAGCACGGCAACAGAAACAGCAAUUCGUCCCUCGAGCAGUUCGAGAAGGACGGCCUCAAGAUGCCCGAGGGAGGAAACGUCCCGCGGCGCCGCGACUCCGGCAACUGGAGCGGCGACCGGAACAGCGCAUCGUCGUCGUCGUCGACGUCGCUCGAGAAUCCGUACCUGUUCAUCGUGGGCAAGGCCGGCCGCCAGCCCCCCUCGCCCACCGCCAAGGCGCCGCCCAGCCCCUCGCGCGGCGACCACCCCGAGUAUGCGAAUCUGGGCGUGGGCGUCCCCGGGCACCCGCACAACCACGCCCCCAGCGGGCAGCAGCCCAGCGCGGCGCCCAACGGCCAGUACGACCCCGGCUACGACUCCUACUCGCUCUCUUCGAACGACUCCUAUCCAAUUCAGCAGAAUCUGAAGCAUAACUUGCAGCAGCUUCAACAAAUCCCAGAAUGUGUGCAGGCGAGCGACAGCCCCGGAACGUACACGGGCGGGAGUCAGCAAGAUAGCAGCAGCGUCAGCACCCUUACAGAAAGCGAGGCUGGAGGAAACUGCGAGGCUUUGUGCCUGGCUGCGGACUCGCUGCUGGAGGAAGCCAGAGCGCGCGAGGAGGCCGGAGACCUUCCCGGCGCCCUCGACCUGUGCAAUGCCGCGGCGGCCAAGACCCGAGCCGCCAUGGACGCCCCCUACAACAACGCCCACUCGCUGACCUUCGCGCGCAUGAAGCACAACACGUGCGUCAUGCGGGCGAGGUCGCUGCACCGACGCAUCCUCAUCCAGGAGGAGACUGCAGCGUGGGAAGGCCAAUACAAAAUGGAUGCGCCCCACCACAGUCGCCAAGGCUCGCGAGACUCGCAGAGGUCCCGCACCAGCCGCCAGGGCUCGCGCGAGGGCUCCGUCCACCACAGCCGCCAAGGGUCCCGCGAUGCCUCCAGCGGCUCCCAGGCCAGGUCGCAGGACCAGCUGGACACGGCCGUCACCCUGGCACAGACGGCUGAGAAGUUGCAGACGACGAACAUUGAAAUCUACGCAACUCUGCCCAAGAAGGGAAAGAAAGCGUCGGAGAAGAUGGCGAAGAAGGAGGACGUGGAAGUGCACAUCGAGAGGCCGAAGGAGAAGAAGGCGGCCGAGAAGACGAAGGAGAAGGCCCACAAGGACAAGAAGAGCUCCAAGUCCCGCGCCGUGGACAGCGACUACGCCAGCGACCACAGCUCCAAGAGUUCGAAGAAGGGAGCCGACAAGGACGACGUGAACGCCAUCGUGGAGGUGAAGGAAGAGAAGCCGAUCGGGAAGAAGCAGCACAAGGUCAGGCGGAAGCUGCUGAUGGGCGGCCUCAUCCGGCGCAAGAACCGCAGCAUGCCGGACCUGCGCGAGGGCCAGGACGGAGAGAACCCGAAGGCGGCCACCGAUGACCUGGAAGUCCGGAGCUUCUCCCGACCGACCAACACCAUGGCGGGCUACCUGAGCGAGGGCCACCUGGAGUACAGCAACCCGAACCUGGAGCGCAGCAAGCUCAUGAGGAAAAGCUUCCACGGCAGCGUCGGCAAGGGGCUCUCCCCGGCCAAGAACGCCGCGGCCCUGAAGGUGCCUCCUCCCAUACCCCAGCGCAUCAAUUCCCAGCUUUCACAGAACGAAAAGAAUCAGAUUUCACAGAAGAACGACAAAAACAGCCGAAAAGACGAGAAGAAGCGAGAGAAGCGGCCGCCAUAUCCUCUCCCUCCCAGUGACAUUGAGCAGGAGAACCCGCCCGCCCUUCCGCCUCGCUGCUACACGCCAGAGAUCGUAAACAACAACAAUAACAAUAACAUGCUGAAGACUGAACCACAGUCGCUGCCGUACAUCCACACGCAAAUGCAGCAGUACGAUACCUACCAGACCAACUCUCUUCCUUACAACAACCCGAUGUACCCGGAGCAGCAUCACCAGCAGCCGCCAGGUACACCGACGCAGAUAACCGUUUGCGCCGACGUCCACCAAGAGGCCACUCCGAGGGAGGCCCAGCAGCAGAUGACCUACCAGCAGCUGCAUCACCAUCAACAGCAGCAGUAUGCUCAGCAGUCUCACAAACAAGAGCCGAAAAUGCAGCAGCGACAAGACGAUUUCCAGCAACUGCAUCAGCAGCAGCAGCAACUUUAUUCCAAACAGAAUCAGCAGAAUCACGUGUCUUCAUCUUGGCCUGAGAUCUCGCACUCAAGGCAAAGCAGUGAAGACUUUCCUCCUCCUCCUCCUCCACUGGAGGAGGCUGUGGAGGAUCUGAAAAUUCGGGGACUCCUCCCCCCGCCCCCGCCAGAGUCCAGGGCUACACCCGAGGCCCACAGCGCCCCCGAGCCCUCGAGUCUGUUGGCUCAGCUCCAGCAGAAGCGGCAGCAGAUUGUCGAGAGCAAGGACACGAAUGGCGCCACGACUGAUGAUCGGGUGAAGCCGUUGCCGCCGAAGAGCAGCGGCGAUUGGCUGCAUGAGCUGCAGGCCAAGCAGGCAGCCAUGCGCAAGAAAAUGCAAGAACAAAACGGACCCGCGUCGGGGGCACAAUCUGAGGUGAAAGAGAACAACAGCAACAGUGCAAAGGAGAACAAUAUCAAUUCUGUAAGGAACUUGGCCUCCAAGUUUGAGAAUGUGAGUGUGUCUACGACGAAACCUGAAGCAGGCCAAGACGAGGUCGACAGCCGUCUUGCGCCUCCUGCCCCUCAGCCCUCGCGCGAGGAAGUGACAGAGCGGCAGCGUGUUGUGAGUAAAGAAAUGUUCACGAGAGAAUACACCCAGUGUAACUCUUUACAGUUUCCGUCCCACAGUGGGCAUGAGAGCAGACUUAGUUCCUCUUAUCGGACACGGACCGAACACAGUGAAAGUGUUAAUGCUAGUAAUAAGGAUAGUGUUAGUGACAGUGCCAAAGAAGAUUCUGAACUUAACACAAGCACAGACACGACGUCUAGCGAUGGCGCUAAAAAGAAAAAAUCCAAGAAGAGUGUGACCUUCUGUGACCAGGUGGUGCUCGUCGCGACGGCCGAGGACGAGGAGGAGGACGCCUACAUCCCCAACCCGAUCCUCGAGAGGGUCCUGAAGUCCGCGAUGACUUCCUCGAUGUCUGACACGGACACUUCCUCCUGUGGAGAACCUGUGAGCCCGAGACAGAAUGGCCCCACUCAGUCCUCAAAGCCCAACGUGCCCACACCUCAGGCGAGCCCCCACUACCAGUCUGUCCCUUCCCAGCCCCAGCAGCAACCCCAGCCUCAACCCCAACCCCAGUCCCAGCCCCAGCCUCAGUCCCACUUCCCUCCGGCGCCGCCACAGACGCACGCCACCCAGAGUUACCCCAACCAGCCUGCCCAUUACCAGCCCCACCCCCACCCUCCCCACCCGCACCCCGCGCAGUCUUACCCCCCGCAGUCUGCCGGCCAGCAUCCAGCUCAAGCCUACACCAGCCAGUCCCACUCUGCUCAACCCCACCACACCCAGCCUCUGCACGCCCACACGCACCCAUCCCACCCUCACCAGACUCAUGGCCAACAGUACCAGCAGCCACCUCAGAGUAACGGUGGGCAGGUGAGGCUGCCGCCACCCUACCAGCCUCCCCCCAGUGUCUCCAAACCCCUGAGCUCACAUGUCCCUCCCAGCCAUGGCCAGGGCAGUCAGAUGCCCCACGUCGUCCAUGGGCAGAGCCAGCCGCGUACCCUCUCCAAUGGCCUCCACCCCGGGCAGAUGCCUCAUCUGAUUCCGGCGGCCAGGCCGGGGCAACAGCAGCAGCCACACCACAGACACGCUCCAGGACAGCAGCAGCAGCAGCCUCCGCCACAUCACUACCAGCAGCAACCGCAGCAGAGAGCGUCCGCUGUCCCCUACCCCGGGAUGAUGACUCGCCAGAACAGCAGCCUUGGAUUCCAACACCACUCGGAAACAGAGCGAACGUUCCCUCCCUACCAGCGAGUGCCACAUCCGGGCCAUACGCAGGGCCAGCCACAGGCACACCCCCAAAUGCACCAAGCCAUGCAUUCGCAGAGUCGUUCUGGCCUGCCGCCCCACAACCACACAUCGUCUGCGGCAUACAACCGUCAGCAGCAGUCCGGCCAUCCAGGACAGCAGCAGGUUCCUCACGGACACUCGCUGCAGCAGCAGCAGCAGCCGCAGCACGGGUCCGGGUACGGAAGUGUGGGUCGCGGCGGAGUCAAGGGAGGCCCCAGUCACUUCUGUGGCCCACUAGACCCGUCAGCCAUCUACACCACGGUCAACAAGGCAGGCAAGAAGUCCAACGCGGCUCCUGCCGCAGCCACGGGCAGCGCUCUCCAGCCGUGCAACUUAUGUCGGAAGAAGUGUGUCAAUCCGCCUUCCACCUACUGCAAUGACUGCGAUUUCUACAUGUCCAGGUUUAAGCCGAAGGCUUAAUACUCACAUCCUCUUGUACAUAUUGCCAGUGAUUCAGUCGUAAGUUUAUGCAUCGUAACCAAACCACAGUGUCAUAAAAACAACAAAUAUUCUCAGUAACAAAAAGACAUGACAAAUUAUUGUCGUAAAUAAUUCUUGAAGUCGCACUUGAGAAAUUGUUUGAUAUUCAGGGGAAGACACCGACCAUGUUUAAGAAAAAUCCCCUCCAUUGUGAAGCCAGUGUUGUUCUUUUAAUGUAUCUUUAGAACUAUAACUCUUAUUACUAAGAGUUGAACUGUUUACCAUGUAUUUAUUUUUUAAGACUUUGUUAGUACUUAAUCACCUGUACCUGUUAUGCUAUUUGAUGACUGAGCAACACUUUGGUAACACAAAAUAUGACCUGGCGACUUGGAGGAAGAACUUGAUGUGGUGACUAAUAGACGUACCUGUGCUGUGAGGAGCCUUCGUCUUGGUUCAGCUCGCCGGCAAGCAACGGAGGUUCCAGAAUUUUCUUUCAUUGUGAUACUAAGUUAUGGAUCUCAGUAGUAGCAAGUUAAGCUGUAUUAUUACUGUUGUUUUAUAUUUGUAUUUAUUGUACAGUCACAAAGCUUUUUUUCUGCACGCUUCUGAUUGUGUGCUUGUGAAUCUGACUUGUUAUGUGCCAAAUUGUGUACAUAUAUAUGUUGUACAAACAAAUUACUCUAUAAAUUCUUCUGUAUAUUGCUGUUUUUGUAUGUUUUGUAAUAAACAGAGCUCUAUGACGCUACAACAAUA
This is a messenger RNA of Penaeus indicus, 6719 nucleotides long. RefSeq lists its product as uncharacterized. The transcript has 8 exons. Lineage: Eukaryota; Metazoa; Arthropoda; Malacostraca; Decapoda; Penaeidae. The coding region runs from base 105 to 5966 and encodes 1953 amino acids. The record is from RefSeq and is a predicted model, not a curated record.